AUGGUGCUGAACAAGGAUACUUAUGCUCGAGUGGAGGAUAUUAGGGUAGUCCAACAUUUUGUUGAUGUCUUUCCUGAUGAUUUACCUGGACUACCUCCAAAUCGUGAAGUGGAGUUCACUAUUGAUCUAAUUCCAGGUACAAAUCCUAUUUCUUUAACCCCUUACCGAAUGGCACCUGCUGAGUUGAGAGAAUUGAAAACCCAGUUGCAAGAACUUGUUGAUAAGGGUUUUAUCCAGCUGAGUACUUCUCCUUGGGGAGCUCCAGUUUUGUUUGUGCGAAAGAAAGACGGAACUUUGAGGCUGUGUAUUGAUUAUCAACAAUUAAAUCGGUUGAAGAUUAAGAGGGAGGAUGUCCCGAAGACAGCAUUUCGAACUCGUUAUGGUCAUUAUGAGUUUCUCGUGAUGCCAUUUGAGUUAACGAAUGCUCCAGCAGCCUUUAUGAACCUGAUGAAUCGACAAGUAGCUGCUGUGGAGAAUCGGGAACAGCUUCAGACUGUCACGAAAGUGCGGAGUUUUCUUGGUCUUGCGGGCUAUUAUCAACGCUUUUCGAAAGAUUUCUCAGCUAUAUCCCUGACUCUAACCAGGUUGACCAAGAAGGAACAUGGAAGAGUGAUUGCGUAUGCUUCACGACAGUUAAAGCCCCACGAAAUGAAUUAUCCUACUAAUGAUCUCGAGUUAGCAACUAUUAAAGAUCUUAAUCUUAAGCAGCGGAGAUGGAUUGAGUUGCUUAGUGAUUGUGAUUGCACAAUUAAGUAUCAUCUUGGUCGUGCAAACUCUGUAGCUGAUGCUUUAAGCAGGAAAUCCCAAGGUCGACUCAACACACUUUAUGCAUGCACUGUUCCACUUUUGACUAAAUUACGAUCUACUAGAGUUACAUUAGAGGAAGAUUACCAGGGAGCUUUACUUGUUAAUUUUCAAGGUGAGCGGAUGUAUAUGUCGGACAUAGAAGAAUUGAAGAAAGAAAUACUUGAUGAAGUGCAUAUUUCAGCUUAUGCAAUGCAUCAUGGGAGUACCAAGAUGUCAAGGCAGAAAGGUAGAAAUCGUUUAGAUUACUACAGCCACUUCCCGUACCUCAAUGGAAAUGGGAAAAUAUUACCAUGGAUUUCGUGUACAAGUUACCUUGUACAUGAAAUGGUUAUGAUGUUGGCAGAACGGUUCAUCUCUGAAAUUGUUAAGUACCACGGAGUUCCAGUUAGUACCAUUUCUGAUUGGGAUCCUAGAUUCACUUCAAAAUUUUGGGUAGCUUUUCAAGAAGCUCUCGGAUCGAAUUUACUUUACAGCAGGGCUUAUCAUCCUCAGACGGAUGGCUAUCAUUCUAGCAUUGGUAUGUCACUUUUUGAAGUGCGUUAUGGGAAACCAUGUCGUUCCCUGCUAUAUUGGUUUGAAGUCGGCGAUAGAGUUUUAAUGGGUCCUGAGAUUGUGAAUGAAACUACACAGAACAUUCAGGUGAUAAAAGCUAACAUGAAGGCGGCCCAGGAUCGACAAAAGAGUAUCGUCGAUAGACAUUCAACUGACAGGGUAUAUAAGAUUGGAGAUUGGGUGUUUUUGAAGUUAUCACCAUGGAAAGCCGUGGUACGGUUCAGGAAGAAAGGGAAGCUAAGUCCUUGUUAUAUUGGACUGUAUCAAAUCAUCGAGUGA
Malus domestica (apple) is the source of this 1638-nucleotide messenger RNA. The record is from RefSeq and is a predicted model, not a curated record. Lineage: Eukaryota; Viridiplantae; Streptophyta; Magnoliopsida; Rosales; Rosaceae.